Messenger RNA from Porites evermanni, 16108 nucleotides. The record is from the annotation of a GenBank genome assembly. Lineage: Eukaryota; Metazoa; Cnidaria; Anthozoa; Scleractinia; Poritidae.
CAAACAAGUUUACCUCGAAGGAAAUUCGUCCCGUUGGACCCCAGCAACCGGUUUGAAAAAGGUCUAAAUCAGGUUGAAAAGUUUUUUGCUUGGACAUCAGACAAGUCAGACCAUGAUUAACGAGGCAUCUUGGACGCAAAUGAAGACAACGACCGCUACAGACGACACGUCCGCUUUCGUGAAGUUCACAGAUAUAGGUACGAAUUUUGUCGCACUGGUGCUCUGAUUCGACUGAGAUUUGCCUUCUACCUUGUCUUUUGUGUACAUUUUAAGUAUUUAAGUACUGCAUUACAACUUAGCAGAUACUUCGUGCAAAACGGGUGAAGCGAAAAUCGAAAAUUCUGCAAUAAUCCCGUCACAAUCUUUUGUUUUCUUGAAACGUCUUUGUAGUCUCCCAUGAGGUUUAGCGGGAAUUUGCAUACACUUGUCAGACACUCAUCAAUGAAUGCUCGUGUCUUGAAUAAUUUAUAUUUCAGUCGCUUUAGCAAAAUAUAUCAAGUAAGAAAUAUUGUGGUGCCUCUCAAAGACACAUGGAGAAUCAGGCGGUAUAUCAGGGGAGAAGAAACAGGAUUCCUUUGUCAAAGGUUGAAGUGAAACGUAAUCCUGUUUCGCUGUCAGGCGUUCAAUUGCAUGAAUAGAUGUCCAAAAUCACUCAAGUUUGUUUCUCCUUGCUGGUAUCUAGAAACUUUAUCAGUCUGUGCUCGUAAGGAAUCCUGUUAUAUUCCAACGAUAUUCGUUUUGGAAUUUUAAAACCUUAUACUGGUUCUGUUGAUAAAUACGAAAUCUAGACUGUUGGACCACAGGUGCGAUAUGAAAACGUCUUUAUAAAGCUCUUUUAAAUGCUGUAAUUUGAAAUAACCUCUCUCUUGAAAUAAUGUAACAGCAAAUGCUUUUGAACCAAAAAAGGUGCAAGAUUAUUUUGUUUUCACAUUAGGCAGAAAACGCACAAGAAAGCGCAAAUAAAAUUUACUUUCUGUGCUGUACUGUAUUACGCUCGCCACCGGGGGGAUUUUGCGAGAUGCAUCUGCGUAUGCAUCUAUGUCUUUAGCUGCCUUGUUUGAAUAGAAAAAAAGGCGCCAAAGAAGGUGUGUAUUUUUUGGGAGCAGUUGACAAGACUGUUUUGUCGCUCGGCGAGAAAAACGGGACAAAACACUUAUUAUUGAAAAUAUUAAAAUUAUAAAUUAACUGUCAAAACUUGAAUUUAUCCUAGGCAAUCUUUAUCGCGACUUUAUGAUAAAGACUUUGUAUGGAAGCACUACCAAAUCAGGAAAUCACAAACUAUCCUCUUAAGAGAUAAAAUUGAAAUUUGCUAAAACUUUAAAGUAACUCUGAAAUUUUAUUGGCAGAUAAAAAAAGAAAAUAAAAUGAUAUUAAAUUUUCUUCCCUAAUGUGGACAUUUGUGACUGGGCGCCAUGUGGCAUGUGUCAACACUCUUGUUCCAUAUUUGGAAAAAGAAUGAUGUCAUCGUUUCAAAAUAACCAAUAGGCGGAGCUACAAUUGAUUGAUAACUCCCUGGAUGCCAAGCGAGCUUCACUUGCAAAGAAAGAAGGCGUGUGGGAAGGAUUGGCAUAGUUGUUGACUACUCAAAAAUCACAUUUAUCCCGUCAGUUCCACCGUUUACUCUCUUUCCAGAGAGUUUAAAUUCUCGCAGAGCGUUUAUUUAUGUCGAAUUCUUGAAACUGAGCUCAUAAACUAUAGCAAAACGAUGGAUUUCGUUGAGACAAAUCCCUUCGAAACAGGUAAUUUUGUUUGCCGGUAAACUCAUCCGACUUUGGUUGCCGCCAAUUUUAUAUUUUUUUGAAUGGAAUACUUGAAACCAAUGCUGUGUUCGUAGUAGUUGUAUGUUUUUCUCGAUAGUAUAGUAUUUAAUAUUGAUCCACUUCGGUAAACAGCCAGUUUUGGCGGCCAAAUGCAUUUGAUAUUUUGGUCACAUGUUCUGUGUGAAAUGUUCAUGCAUAUUUUAAUAUUGCUUUUAGUGUAUUUUACCCGUCUGCUGUGAGCUCUUCCUGUCAGGGAAGCUGUCAAUUUGUUUGUCGUGUAAGCACUCUAAAUUUUCCAAUUUCCUCGCGUGCUUUUUGCGUGCGUCAAGUGUUUAAAACUUUCAUCUCGCUGUUCUCAGCUCGCCCGUGCGACUUGAUCAAAGCGAUUGUGAAACAACGUGCCAGAAUAAUGUUAUCCGCCGUGAAUGAUGAAGUUUAUCCAACAGCAAGUAUAAAUGGAACAAACAAUGGGUGGUGGCGAACAUUUCAUUUAAAUUUCGCUUUGGAUAUUUCCGUCCGCCGUAACCUUAAUAUCAAGAUGACCUAUGUUAAUCAGUACAAAAAGAUUUCAAUGCAAGUCGUGACCUUGUAAGCGAAGCGUGCAAAAACACGACUUAUUUGUUCCGCUGUAACUUGUUAUCGACUCUUCCAGCUUAUUUAAAGUUGUAGUACGUUUUUGUUCCAUUUUAGCCCAUUAACCGCAAGCGGCAUAUGGUUUAGCGGUGACAGUGGCGUACAAACCUUGUAUUACGUAAUUGUACAAUAGUUAAGACAACUAAUAUUCUGGUGUUACAUUUCCCUCAUUUUAACACCUUUUUCUUUCCCAGAUCAUUUUACCCCUGACACUCAAGACAAGGAAAUUGGACUUUUCAAUUCAUCACAGCCAAGUGGUGUGUACUGAAAUUGUUUUUGAUUUUUCCUCCUUUUUUGUAGCAACUAGCCCUGUAACCUUUAACCUACCGCUUUUUUUGUGUCCGUAAGUAAUAUUUUAGCCUAUUUACUGAGAGGCAGAUUCCUUUAAUUUAGAACAAAUAAAAUUCAAAGCAUUGUAAGCUGUUUUCUACACAGCAUGUAUCGUCUGCAUGAUUUCAAAGGAGUGGUGUUCUGCACAGUUCUGGAAACUAUUGCAUUGGCUCUGCUUGUACUUUGCCCUUUAAUUGCCCAAUCUUUUAAGUAUCGUUUUUCACUAAAAAUAACUUGCCUAUUUUUGUAUUUAUUAUUUUUGACAUUAGCAAGAUUUAAUACCAAUUAAUUUAUUUUUUAAAGCGUAUUUUGUUUUCUUGUGAUUUCACACAGAGUUUAUGGUUUCCUAAUCAUAGAUAAUUGCGGUAAUAAAUUAGACAAGAAGUUUGUUUUGUAUUGCAAAGUGAUUUAAUUUCAUUGGAAGUUAUAAAGUAUACUAAUACAUUCUUGGUAUAAAUUCAUCGAAACAUAUCUGCACAAUUAAUUACAAUUGUAAGAAAAUGUGCAAUGGUCACUCCAAGUUACAUUGCUGAACUCUCUUUUUUGUGGCAAUCACAAAGUGUCAAAAUGGAAACUAAAGCAGAUAUUCACAAUUAUCAGCUUUUGAAUUCUUAAAAUAAACAAAUCACCAAUUAAUCUUGUAGCCAAAGAUGGGUUUGUUUUUUUUACAGUUUUAAAGGGGUUUUACCGUGAGAUUAUGACUCUCUAUGUAUGUGGUGAAUUGGAUUCUUAUAAGUUCAAUUUCUUCCUUCUAAGCCCAGGGUUCGCAUUAGCACUACACCCCCUUUCCCAGUGCUAGUGUGGAUUAAGCCCGUCAGGCAAGUGCGAAUCAUGUAUUAUUACUAGCCUGGUUUGGUGAUGGAAAUUUCCAUUUUCUACAAAUUAAUUGGCUUCUAUUCAAAUAACAUUAAAUUUUGUCGUUCAAAUAUCAAUAAAGUUGACUGGCCUUGGUGUAAAGAUAGCCAAGACAGUAUUUCUAGUAAACUCCAGGGUAAAAAAAGUACCAGUAACAGUGGUACAGUUAAGGUAUUUAGCUAAACUGGUGAGAGGAAUUUUUAUUCAGUUCUGAAUGUUCAAUGCUUUGUCUGUACAGGUGAUUUUCCUGCAGGAGGGGAUGGACCACCCUUCCCAAUGGAUUUUCUGGAGACUCCAGUGAUUCCCCCACUUCCAGGAAUGAUUGACCUUUAUGAAUCAGAUGUUUCUGACAGUUGUCCAGCAUCACCUUCCCCACUUUCCUCACCAUCAGUCAGGUCAUCAUCCUCAGAGAGUGGUAUUGAGGAUGUCAGUGAUAUGGAAGAUACACCAUCUGUUUGCAGUCAGAUAAUUGGGGGAAAUGCUGUCAUGAAGAAAGGAAACCCCCCUUCCCCACUGAAUUCUCUAACCCAAGCGUCAGAGAUUACCAAUGGUGGUAAAAAGCGACGCAAAAGCUCAAGGAAAACCUCCAGUGACAGCAGUGUGUUGGAGGAACUGAACAAGUUACUUGCUGCAACAUCGACUUCAGUGGAUCAUUCUGGGUUCCAGCCCUCUCAGGCCAUUACUGGCCUUGAUGUUAUGGUUGGCAUUCAGACCACAGCAUCCCCAACUUCUGUGUCCAACAGUUGCCCUCUGUCUGUUGAGGGUGGUCAGGCCACCACACUUGCUCAGGCAUUGUCCAUUUCUUCAUCCUCCAAUCAGAUGAUGUCAUCAGCCUCUGUUACCAAAGUCAGCAGCUCUCCACCAGCUGCUCCUUUGUCCAAAACAAGGAGCAAACCAUCCAGGAAUACCAAAAAGUCUGAUGAACCAAAGAUUGUCAUAGUUGAAGAGCCUGAAGAGGUAGGUUAAACCUGUUCACACUGCGCUGCAACAACACAUAGACUAGCUUUCACAUUGAUCCAUAUUAUCUGUUUAGUUGGUCUAAUGAGUAUACUGAAAAAGACCAUGACUUUUGUGACCUGUUACGUCCUCUCCAUUCUAAUGUUGCAUAAUGUUAUACUUUGCCAUGUACUUACAGCUGAGUUUUACAAUUUUUUUUUGUAGAACUAUAGAGCAAGAUAUGAAAGUGAAGGAUGCAGAGGUCCAAUUCAUGGAUCUCAAGAAAACAGUUUUCCAGCUGUUAAGGUAAGCCCAGUGUCCUGGUUGAGUUUUUCUGUCAUCCAUGAGGGAAAGAUGAUGCUAUCAAGCAGAUUAGUAUUAGAAAAAUCAAUAAUUCAACAUUACUGUAAUAUCGUUGUAUGUAAUAUCUGUAAUAUCAAAAUAUGUUGUCAUCGUAAUCAGAAUUUCUUGACCCUUCAUUGGAAGCAGUAACAGGAUUUCACUCUUUUGGGUGAUAACAGUUGGCUUGUGAGCCCAGUGAUAUGAUGUUGAAUUUGCCUGUUUAUCUACUUAGGUUACUGGAUAUACUGGUUCAGUUUGGAUUACAGUUCACCUAACUACCAGUGGUGGUGUGCCGCAUUAUCACUCUAUUCAUGGUCCUGGAUCCACUAAGGUGCCUUGUAAAGAGACCACAUUACCUGGGGGAGUCCCAGCUGUUCAAGUAAUGGUUGCACCGGAUUCAAAUAUGACUGCUGUGUAAGUACUUGCCUUUGCACAUAGUUAAGAAAGGAGUGCUUGAGUUCUAACUCUGAUAAAGGCAACAAUUUAUGCAGUAUUAAGUGUAGAACAUCCUUUUUGUUAUUGGACAGAAUUUGAACUAAUUAUGUUGAUACCCUUUUGUCUGCAGGCUUGAUUCUUUAAGCAUUCGUAGACUGCGAAACUGGGAAGGUGAUCGAGAAUUGAGAAAAAGGGGUAUUGAUCCAAGAACAUGGAAGAAAGAACGCAAGGAAGCUCGGCUCUUGUUUCAGGCAGAGAUCCCUGAACAUGAUGGCCAUCCUGCCAUUAAGCUUACUUCCAAGUCCAAAGUCUUCCAAUGUAGUUCAAGUAAGUUUGAGUUGUGGAAUACCUUUAUUUUCUCCACCAAGCCCAGGGAUGCCCUUAAGAGGCAGCUGCUGGCUAAUUUCAGCAAGUGAAAAUGACCCUACAACCAGCUCCAAUUGCUCUGGAAAACAAAGACAUGGGGUCAUUUUAACUGUUCAUUUGAGUGAAAAAGCUGGCUUGACUCAUAAAAAUGCCUGCCUAGCUUUUCUGUAGCUACAUCCCUGCAUGCCCAAAUUUCAACUCAGGUUCUCAUUCUUGUGGAAUAAAGUGCAACUCCUCUUACUCUUAUUGAUUAUGUAGGAAUCUUAACAAUGUGUUAACUUCGUUUGCUUCUGUUUUUUUUCUAUGUAGCUGGUCCCCCUGGAAAUCCUGAAAUCUGGUGGGCCAGUAUCAGUGAGGGUUCUGUUGAGGGUGGCGAUGAACUGGGUCUGAUUGGAAAAAAGUUUCAGUCAGGUGAAUUUUUUUAAGUGUUCUUGUUGGUACCUUUUUUCAGCAAGUUUAGUGACAUUUUCUUCUGUAGUGUUUGCUUCAGGAUCGUGAAUUAAUCAGCUGUUUUGUCUACUGUUGCAGGUUUCAAAGUACGAUUCUUCUCGGCCAAUCCAUCUGGUAGGAUUUCCGUCUCUUUUUGCUUGUUAAAGUUGGUGUUGUUCACAGGAGUUUAAGCAAGGUGUAAUUUCUUGUCCCAUACUUUCUGUGUGUCAGUGAUAUCCUCCAUGUUGAACUAAAACUCUAAAUUACGUAGUGGAUGUGGCUGACUGGCAGGAAACAUUGGAUGAAAAUGUGCACCUUACUUUUAUUCUUGUGAUUAUGGAUGUCAAAUUACAAUGCACAGUUCCCGUCGAGACAAUUUAAAUAUUAUUUGGUUGAUUGGUUGAACAGUUUAAAGUUUUUUUAUUGUAUAAAAUGUAAGAAGAUUGUUUACAAGCUUUAAAGAGGUGUCAGAUAAAAUUGAAAACCGUAGUGAAAAAAUCAGUUGACAAGCAUUGUAGUUUGAAGUCCCAGCUCUUUUAUAUUUUUCUUUUGUUUGAAACUGGCAUGCCUCUUGUGGAAAAAUUUUUUUAACCAAGCUUUUGAUCAUCUAGACUUCACCAAUUUGUGAUUAUUUUUGUACUAAAAGUUCACAAAAUUGAAAACACCAUUGUUGAAUUUGUGGUUAAUUUGGCUCUCAUUUUGAACUCUUUAAAACACUGAUGUCUGUAUUGUACAAAUGUCCAUCUGUGUCUGGUCUCUGAGAGAUUACUCUGUUGAGGGUAUUAAGGUGGUUUUCUAGUCUGUUGGCUAUGAGAGGGCAAGCUUGGUUGGGUGGGAAAGUGGUGGGGUUGGAAUGAAAGGUGUGCAAUAAAUUGGCAAUAAAACAAAUGUCUUCAGGGUUUCAGGGGAUUAAAGUGUCGCCCUAUGGUGCUUUUGUUACACCCAUGUCUAAUCAACACCAUAAAACAUCAACAGAUGUGCUUCCAGUUUUAUGCAAGUUCCAAAAAUUGAAAUAUCAAACUGAAAAUAUGCUCCUCCAUUGUUGUCCUAUGCUAUUAAAAUGAACUGAGCAGAAAGGUUGAAUAAGCAAUGUCUGUCUGUUGGUUGAAAAAAGAUACAGUUCUGGUAAAUGCAAAACAGCACAUUUUCUGGAUGUUCAAUGGUGGUUCUUAAUGAGCUUCAAGCUAAGCACUUCAGGGCGAUAUUUUUAUUCAACUGGCUUACUUAUGAAGAUAUAUGUUUGUAACCAAAACAUAAGUUGUCAAAAGCUUUUUUGCAGAGAGAAAAUUCAGUUUGGACAGAGAAAUUCUUGUUGGCUCAUAUUAAGUUUCUUUUGGAACAUCUAGCAGUGAAGCACACCAGCACUGUAUAGUUGCUUAACAGAGACAAUCAUAUUGUCUUCCAGCUGUUAGUUCUCUGAAGAGAACUCUAUAGCUGUACUUGAAUGAUAAGUUUCAGGAGAGUUUCUGAGGAGAUCAUACACUGGAGGCAUGUUGGUUUGUAUUUGAAAAUUUGAUGCUUUGUAGAACCAAGAUCCAAAAUAUAUACCUGAAUAUAUUUUGCCAAAAAUAUAUAUUAUUGUGUUGGUGGCAUGGUCGUUGGAUGGGAGGCACUGAGUUCUUUCUUGAAAGUUUUUACUGGUUACAUUUUAACGAAACGAAGUCAGAAGUAAGCAAGUGCUAGGUGAAUGAAUUUGAUGCAUCUUGGUUGUGCAAAGUUCCUUUGGGGAUUAUUUUAUAUGAUGUUUAGAUGCAUUGCGUUAUUGGGUAUUGGGUUUGAAGGUUUUAACAUGCUGAUUACAGUUGUUGCGCUUCCAGAGUUGACACUGUGUUGACCACAAUGGACAUUGCUCACAUAAUUGCUUUUUUACCAGUGGAAGCUGUAUUAUUACAGGUGCUCGACGGUGUCCUUUCUCUAAAAUCUGUUUGAAAUUAAUAAAAGUAAUAAUUCUAAUUUGGUCUGCAUUUUAAUAGGCCAAAGUUAUUCCAUCACUGUCAAGAACUUCUUUAUUCUUGUGCUCCUUCUUAUUUUAAUCCUGAAAUAAGUUUCAAUCUUUUCAAUGUAAACAAAGGCAUUACUGUUAAAACAAGAUGUAGAUUUCAUAUCUCUUGUAACCAUCUGAUGUAACUUUGUAAGAAUCAUACACUAGCUUUUAAGUAUUUUUGUGACAUUUUUCUCUUUUUGGCAUGAACCAAACUUGUAAAGGUUAGGGUUUUCUUACUGACAGAAAUGUAACUCCAUUUGAUGCACAAGUUUUAGUCAAAGCUAGCUCUUUUUCAUCAAAAUCUAGUUUUUGUUUACACCAGGAAAUGUUUACCAGGCUUCUCAAGUGCAGGCAAGAUUCUGAGGUUGCUGUUAUUCCAGACCUAUAAAGUUAUAUAUUUUUUUACUUUCUUUUUUGUGAAUGUUCUUGCUUGUCCAAAAUGAUGCAGAUUACCAGAAACCAAUUUACGAGUUUACCAUAAGAAUAAGAAUGGUCCCGGGCAAAAAUAUUUGUAUGUUAAUGAAUUUCACUGAACUUGACCAUAACAGUAAACGUUCUUUUGAGAGGGAAUGAGUUAGGAAAAGCAGAACGAAAAGUUCUCACGUCUCACUCUAAUCAGCACACAACUUCAGAGAAAAUAUAUCUCAAAUUUACUAAUCUCCCUUUACUACUGAACAUUGAUUUGCACUAUUUGACAGUUGACAGUGCUCCUUGAUGAGCUAUACAGCAAUCUGUGUUAACAGCAAUCUCCUUAUUUUGCACUGUAAAGAAUUUUAUGCAGUUUCGUCACGUUGAUGUAAUAGGCAACUUAUUGCCAGGGCUGAAGACUAACACUUCAAUUUUAUAGCCCAGUGACUUUGACAAAUUUGAUUGCACUGACAAGACAAAUUUUUCACCAGCCAAACUAAAUUAAAUGAGUUCACUCAAUUGUUUUGCAAGUUGGUUAAAAUGGAAGAAAAUUGGCAUAACAUCACGUGCUUUUUGAAAAAGAAAAAAUUUCUUGGCCUUGUGAACAGAUUUUCAUCACUUUUAUUUUAUUUCUGUCAUGAAUAGUAGCAAGUGGUGGAGCAUAAACAAACAGACAUAUAAACCAACUGUAAAUUACAUGAUUCAACUUAUUUGUAUGGUUUUGCACCAGUCCAUGUGCUUGGAAAUUUUCUCCUAAUUGAACAGCCAACAGAGGUGCAAGAUUGACUUGCUGUCUUUCAAUACCAAGCUACAAUUGGUCCUAAGUUCUUCUUUCUAACUUUAUACGUGGAAUUAUUGAACAAGAAUUUUCAAUGUUACAUUGGCAAGAGCUUAGGUUUUGUAUUACUUGAGAAGUAUUGGUAAACAUUUUCUGUUUCGAAAGCAAUGUGUGAGCAAUUAUUAUUGUGGUAUCCUGUCGACAACAUACACUUCAUUACAGUGGAAGACAAUUUCGCAUGAAUUUUAUCUCCACAGUUGCACAGUGAGACAAGUUUUUUGUCUUUUUAGUUUUUAUUCGGUUUUCCUUGAUAUUGAAAUGGCAUUGUCUUUGGUGAGGUCUGCUAAAGGCCCUGAAUAAGGUGUCUUUAGCUAAAUGUGAUUUGAAAGAGUUGCUUGUCUGCAGUUACUCUCUAAGUUUUUUUUUUUUAUAGAACUAGUUUGAAUGUUGUUUGAUUCGUGGAGUUGCAGUAAAUAUUAUUGGAUUCGAAAUAGCAAAAUGCAUUCUUGUGUCAAAUUAUUUCUCUUGUUAACUCGAUUUUACUCCUUACCAAAGACAAUGGCAGUUCUCAUUUAUUUUUAUUUUUGGAAGUUUGGAUCAUGAGGGCUUUAUUUGCAAUGGUGAUUUUUCUUGUCGGUCAGUUGCAUCCGAGCUCUCAUGAUUCAAGACUUUUUAGUUACUUUUUUUGUUUUCUGUGAAUCAAUGCUUUGGAGAUCUAAAUUUUUCGUCAAAACUGUAUUCUAAAUCAUUUUUAAUUAAAUUGGAUUUACCUCCAUUGCUAGAUCACAAAAAAUACUUGGUUGCAAACUUUGUAGUGGGCAAAGAACCAACACAUUUGUGUGUGUGUGUGCACCACAUUUUAAUGGAUUCUAGAUGUUGUUUUUACUUGCCUGCAUCACGUAGAACAAGUGGAGUGGAAAGGGGCAGGGAGGGGUUUGGAGAAAGGAAAAAAAAUGCUAACACAAAAAAAGCUUUUUUAGCCCUUAUAUGUUUAUAUUUGGAGGAGAUUAGCUCAACUUGUGUUGGUUGUUUGUUGAGUACAAAGGUUGUUUCCACUUUGUGCAUGAAGGGUUAUUGAUGGGUUUGUUUCAUGUUUCAUUACUUUUACUCAGCCUUGAAGGGAAUGGCAGUUCAAAAUCUUAAGGUGUUUUGAUAAUCAAAGAAACCCCUUCCUCGGCAUGGAGGGAAAGUAAACCAUGGCUUUAAUGAUUAUCCCUUUUCUUUGUUUCCUUUCCUUGUAUGUCUUGCAGUCUGCGCAACAAAAUAUAUUUUUCAUUUCGAGUUGUCAUUUUAUGGUUUGAACUUCAGUGAAGAAAAUAGGACAAGUACAUGUUGCAGUGUUUCAUUUCUAUUUCGCCAUUUUCUGUUUACUUUACUUUUCAAUUGACAAUUUUCAUUUUUUCCCAAAUCAUGUCCUUAUUAUUCAAAUUUUAUAAUCCUUUCUUAAAACAUUAAUCACCAUUUCACUGUAACUACUUCAUUUAAUUUACUCUAAUUCUCUGCCAUCCCUCUUCUGGCUUAUUAGCCAGUUGACACAUCAAGCAGCCAGGUCAUUUGCAAAUGAAAGCGUCCCGCCCGCUUCAAUACAUGUCUGCUUGAUGUAGUCCAACGUAAAACUCGGGGGUUUGGGAGGUCUGGGAUGGGAAGUGCUGACUGGGGUUUGUUGGCAUCUGCUUGUGUUUCAGAGCAUAAGAGAAUGUUUAGGACUUUUGUUCAAUGUGUCAUAACUUUUGCCUUGCAGAAACUUGGGAGAGUUUUGCAGAGGUCGACAAGAGUAAGUCACAUCAGGUGAGGAAUGGGUGUAGCUCUACUUUUACAAUGUAAGGGUCUCAUUUCUCAACUCUCAACUUUUUCAUCUCUGGAAGGACAAAGUAUGAUUUCAUCCUGUUACAACCCAUUUCUGAGUUUGAAACACCCUCGCUUUGAAAGUGAGGCCAAAUGCAAUACCUUGCUUGUGAAAAUGAGCUUUUUUGGAUAUGAAUAACGGUGUUCUCCAGAAAAUAUUGAUACUGAUACUGAUAUCAAAGACUUUGCAUGUAGCAUUGUUUUGAAAUGGAAGCUUGGAGCUGCUCAGAAUGACCUGUUGCUUGACUUCUAUUCUACCUUACGCACAUACCUAGCAAGGCUUUCUGGAUCAGAUAAAUUAUUAGAAAUCUAAAGAAAGAGUUCCUAGGGAAACUUACCAAAGUCCCAAGAGUGGCCAACAUCAAUUGUCUUCUAACAAUAUCAUUACAUUAUCAAGGGAAAAGGUUAUGAGAAGGAAAUGCUGUAAACCUUUAUCAAAUUCUCUCAACUAAUACUUUAAGGAAAUAUUAUGGGGAUCAGUCUGGAGAAUUUGUGUGUGGAUAAUGCAGCCUAAAGCAUUAUUAAGUAGCGAUAAUUUGUAAAGAAAUAAUUAAUUUAUUUUGGCAUGUGCAGUUUUGUAUGUGCCUUGAAAGUCCUUGAAUCUUAAAACAAAAAUGCAAGGCCUUGAAUGUCCUUGAAAAUUGCAGUUGGUACUGGAAAGUCCUUGAAUUUCAAUGCUAACUUAAUAGGGUAAGGAAAAAUGCAAAGGAAAAGGAGCAAACACAAAGACCUUUAGGAUAAAAUUCUCCUGAUGUGGAAGAACUACAAAGAGACAAAAUGUGUCCUUGAAAGUCCUUGAAAAGUACUUGAAUUUUUUUGUUCAAAACUGGGUACUAACCCUUCAUGUUCAUGGUUUGGCAGUAAUUAUGAUAGACCAGUACAACUUAAGAUUGUCAACUGGUCAGAGUGAUUCUAAGAGCUGUCCGAAUUUGACUUAGCCUGUGUCAGCUCAGUGGCAGAGAUAAAAAGUCUGCCAAGAGUGGUGAGGACAAAUUGUAGCGAUCUUGAAGACAAAAUGUUAAUUUGCUUUGUUUGUUAUCCACAGGGUGCUGCUGUAGUGCUCACUCCUGCAUAUUGUGACACUCAGAUAACCUCUCCCGUCACUGUUAAUGUGGUGGUAAUGUUUGGAAACGGCAGAGAUGCAAAAUCCAGUGAUCCUAUUGAGUUCACUUACAAACCUAAACCAAACGUACAGGUUCAGGAAGUUCAAAUGCAUCCUAGUCUGCCUGUUGCCACUGAUAAUUUCUUGCAAGUGGAUUUUAUCAAUCCUAUUGGAGAUGUUGUGAUGAACAACAUACCCCAUGAACUACUGCAACCACCCACACCAGCUCCGGAACCCCCCCAACCAGCAACAGUUGUAUUACCUGUGCUGAAUGAUGAACAAGGUAACAAGUGACGGCAGCAUUAUUGUUAGGCUGCUUGUUUUUUUUGCCUAGGGCCCAGUUGUUUGUGGGCCAAUCAGUGUUAAUCUUAAGGCAAAUUUUAAUCAGGUUUUCUCUUUCUUUUGUUCAAAAACGUUUUUGCGGAAUUUUCUCUACACAGGGAUCCAUAUUCCUAGUCGUCCGGUCAUCCCGCUUUUAUAUUCUGAAUUCAAAUUUCAAACUGUCCCGGGGUUAUCUUGACCCAGCUUUGAACAACUGGGUGCAACUGAAAGCAAAAAAAUAAUAAUAAUAAAAUAGUAAUACAGUACAGAUAAGCCGGAAAGUCAGCUUUGAAACCACCCGGUUUUCUCAACAGACCAUGGCUGUGAACUAGUUGCAUUUAAGACAUUAAUCCAUUGGUGUUCUCAAGUUCUAUUUUGCCAUAGAAACCCCUGCCCUCUUCCCCCACCUGAUUUGAUUCAAACCAAACCAGACUUGAAUUUUUUGAAGGUAGCAAAGGCAUCAGUUUGCUUGAUGAGGUGCUUAUUGUUGUGGUUGUCAAUUUGUCUGUAGAUUGGCAGUCAAUGUGUCUUGUUCUUGGGGAGCUGCAUAAGCAAGGACAACUUUCCACGGAACAUGUCAAGGUACUCAUCACUUAAUUAUGACCACCAGCUUGCUAAAAAGGUUAUGGUCGGUUUAACUAUGCUAGGCUGUAGUCAACUUGCAAAAAGACUAUCACUUUUUCCUUAGUCCUGAACUGUCUUUUACAGUACAGUCAAAUCUCUCUAAGACGGACACCUUUGGGACUGGCACUAGCUGUCCGUCUUAAAGAGAGAUGUCUGUCUUAUAGAUAGUCAAAUAGAGGGAGCUAAGAAAGGCAGGGACCAACUCUAGGUGUCCAUUUUACAGAGGUGCGCGUCUUAUAGAGGUGUCCGUUAAGAGAGAGUCAACUGUAUACCAUAUGUUACAGUAUUUACAGUCAAACCCUGUUAAUACGGACACUGUGAAGGGUCUAUAGAAAGUGUCUCUAUUAACGAGGUCUCCAUAUUAGGUGGGUCAUGUUAUUAAAGUGAAAAAAAAAACAGGUUCUAAUAGUACAAAUGUAUUACUAAGGGGAUAAAAGAGGACAUAAGCAUCAUCAAAUGUAACAUCUCUAAUCUUCACAAAGCUGUUACUCUACAGACUAAAUCCACAGAAACACUCAAAUCGCUCACUGCAGUCCUAAUGCAGAGGCCAUAGGUUUUGAAUCUUUAAAUUUGUAAUAUUAUUGCCACAUCAUCUUCAUAAAAUUAUUAAGUAUUUCUUAAUCAAAACCAUUCUCUGCAUAACAUGAAGGAUGCCAAAAUAGGCUGAAAUUGAUGACUGAAAAUCAUUCAAUCUAGUGUAUUGUAGCACUGGGAACAUUGAAAUGCUGUCAACUGUAGGAAUUUUCACCUUCAGAAAGGAAGGAUCUGUUACAGUAAAGAGUUAAAGUGAAGUGUCCGCUUUAGCGAGGUUGACGUUCUGUGAGAGUCUGUUGAUUAGGCAAGAAAAAAGUGUCUGUUGUCCGCAUUAGAGGGUGUCCGUAUGCCGUAUAAGUGAGUUGAAUUAUUUAGAAAUAAUAUAAGGGCUUUCCCCAGGGACAAAGAAAAGUGUCUCUAAAAACGAGGUGUCCAUAGUAAGCAGGGGUUCGACUGUACUUAAAAAUGUUCAUUCUUCAAUAGGCACUAACCUCAAUGAGUGUCCACCAGCUCUAAGUGUAUAAAUAAGUGCCUCUUGAACAUAGCACUGAUAUCACAACAUAGACUUUUUUUUCUUAUACAGGACCUCUUUCUUCUCCACUAGGUCAUUCCCAUCAGACCUAUUGCUAUGUCCUUGUAGAGCUCUUUCAUUUGUAUUCUGUUAGUUUGUUUUUCAAGCAACUCCUCCCCCUAUUGAUUAAGUUCCCUCUGAAUAAGCUUCCCUGUCCACUUUUGGCUCAAUUUUUGUGUCUUGUUUAAGCAAGUACGUUAUUUGUAUUUUUUUUUAAUACAAACUGGUUAAUUUCAGGAGUUAUGUGAGUACGUGAAGAGAAGGGACACUCUACUUCUUCAAGCAUUUCGUACUGCAAGAACAGCAAGCACUAUAGAACAACUACAGGCGAACUUCAAACAGUAUCUGUCUGGGAUGCUUUGUAAUUUGUAGAUUGUAUUGUCCAUGUAAAUUAAAUUAUGUUAAUAAGCAAUAGUUUAUACGUAUACAUUAAUUUUAUUACCACCAAAAUUAAAUUUAUUUCUUUGAUAUAAAAAGCUCAGGAGAAAAAAAGAGAUGAAAAAAAAAAUGUAAAUUUGUUAUCCCAGUCAUGCUUGUUGUUAGAUUUGUAGGUGAUAAUAAAUAUGACAAAGAAGUCCUCGGAUUUUGUUGCUUCUGUUGUAUUUGUUACCAUGUGCAUGUUAGAUACAAGUUUGAUUGGGAGGUAUUCACAAAUAUUGAAAAAUAGUUUGUAACUGACAAUAUAUUAUUGUAGUUUACAGAACAGGUGAUCCACCUAGUGUUAUACCCUAUCCUUAAAAGAAGUGGAUUUCCUUUUUCACAAGCUUAAAGGUCACUUCUCUCUUGUGGCCCAGACAUUAAGGCAACAUUGCAUUUGCACGUAACAAAUUAGCACGGCCCCCAUCUACCCCUCCAGAUCCAGGUGUCUUGUCAUUCUUGUGACAUUGCUGUAUGCUUUAUGGCUUGUAACAAUUUCAAGGGUGAAAAUGCACUUUUCCUAGUCCUAAGCAGAAUGAUGCUAUAUUUAUCUGAUUUCAUAGUUACACUGCUCACCGUCACGGUUGUUACUUUCUGUUAUAAUCUUUCUCUUAAAUAUUUUUUCUUUAAUAAUUAUUAUUUUUUACACACUAUUGAUUGGACAAGGGAGUCGUCAUGAUUGAUUUUGAAAUUGCUAACAAUAACACGACUGAUGGUAAUCACCAACAUCCCUUUAAAAAUUGUAGUAACAAACUUGACACGUCAAGCUCUAUCUUUUUUGUCUUGGGUUUUGGUGUCUUUGCGGUUCCUUCGCGUAUCUGGUGAUUUCAAAAUCAAUGUGGCUCUUCCACACCUUUGACUUGCCAACUAACUUAUUUUCUUUUCAGGAAACUAUUAAUUAAAAUACGCUAUGAUUACUUGAUGUUGUAAUACCGUGUGUUAUUUGUCCUUGUAUCAUGCAAGUUUGCGGUCUUGCCAUAAGUGGAUAGGUUUGAUUAGUGUUAUAUAAACAAACCCCCCCCAAAAAAAGAAAAUGAAAAAAAAUUGAGGGAACCUCGUCAUUACGAUUCCGUUGUCGUUUUUGCUUGAUCACGUAACGGUGUUUGAAGUAAGUUCGGCAUGUUCAGCCUGACGCGGAGACGGUUUUGAGGUCGUAAGCCAUCAUCUGCACUCUGUGUACAUUCAACUUCCUCUGCCGAGACGCCUUUUCUAGCGGGACAGUUAACGGAACUGGCUAAGACUGUCUGCGCCAGAGGGAGGGAAGGUUUGGUUUGAAUCAGGCUGAAUGGAAUCGCGUAAUAUGUAGAUCAUUAUACACGGUCUGAAAAAGUUAUAUAGAUUGCAUGUUUUAUGUGCAUUGUUUUCUAUGGAGAUGAACUAUUGUAAGUAAGAUAUAGUGUCAUUAUUGUCUUGAUGUAAGACUUUGUUUAAGUUAAAU